AUGCCCUCUGUACCCACCCCCUCCAAGGCGGGUAUAAUUGAAAAGAACAACGGGGAGCGCCAUAUACCCUCAUCUAUACGCCCUGACGGCACAAAACGCAAAGAAAUCAAGAUCCGCCCAGGGUACAAACCACCCGAAGAUGUUGAAGUAUACAGAAACCGCACUGCAGAUGCUUUCAGGAACAGGGGUAGCGGGGGGGUACCUGGAGCCGAGGGAUUGAAGGAUAAUGCAGAGACCGGCGCGAACAGUAAUAAGAAUGCGAAAAGGAGAGAGGCGCGAAAGAAAGCAAAAGCUGCGGAGGAAGGGGAUGGAAACGUGAAAGGGAGUGAGAAGAAAGAUUGGAGGGAAAAGGACAAGCCGGAUGAGAAAACCGAGGAGGUUGUCGAUCCGGAGGUUGAAAGGGAGAAGAAGGCUCGGAACUUGAAGAAGAAGUUAAAGCAGGCCAAGGAAUUGAAGGAGAAAAAGGAAGGUGGCGCUGCGUUAUUACCGGAGCAAUUUGCGAAGGUUAUCAAGAUCAACGAACUCAUCCGAGAGCUCGAUGCGUUGGGCUUCGAUGCUGAAGGAGAGCCGAAAGCCAAAGAAGGAGAGAAGGAGACUUGA
Messenger RNA from Amorphotheca resinae ATCC 22711, 600 nucleotides. RefSeq lists its product as hypothetical. NCBI's taxonomy places the organism in Eukaryota, Fungi, Ascomycota, Leotiomycetes, Helotiales, Amorphothecaceae. The transcript has a single exon. Bases 1 to 600 code for a protein of 199 amino acids. Gene Ontology annotation, molecular function: RNA binding. Gene Ontology annotation, biological process: exon-exon junction complex disassembly. Gene Ontology annotation, cellular component: cytoplasm; exon-exon junction complex. The record is from RefSeq and is a predicted model, not a curated record.